Messenger RNA from Sodiomyces alkalinus F11, 1417 nucleotides. RefSeq lists its product as hypothetical. Gene Ontology annotation, biological process: regulation of DNA-templated transcription. The record is from RefSeq and is a predicted model, not a curated record. Bases 24 to 1304 code for a protein of 426 amino acids. NCBI's taxonomy places the organism in Eukaryota, Fungi, Ascomycota, Sordariomycetes, Glomerellales, Plectosphaerellaceae. Gene Ontology annotation, molecular function: zinc ion binding; DNA-binding transcription factor activity, RNA polymerase II-specific. The transcript has 2 exons.
ACUAUCAAGACCUGCCUCCAACAAUGACAAAGAUGUACCCAAUGUCCGACGUCGACGGUGGUAUCGCUGGCAUGCCACUUCGACAAACAUGUGACCGAUGCCGCUAUCUCAAAGUCCGAUGCGAAAAGGACAGCGGCAGUCCCUCUGUCCGCUGCGUGCGGUGUUCAAAGGCCGGGGCUCUUUGUAUACGCAACCCACGCCAACGGAGUGGACGCCCAUUGUCCAACAACUCGCUUCACACUGGCUCCAGAGAUUUGCGGUCCAACUCGAGUUCAAACUCAAGCUCCAGCUUGAGCUUGGACUUUUGCAACGACGGACCGUCCCAGAAAUGGCCUUCUCGCACGGCGGCGGUGUGCGCUGAUACGACCUUGCGGAGCUCGCUGGAGCCUUCUAACGAUCUUUCUUGGCUCAACGCGAGAUCCAUCACCUCGUUCCAAGCAAUCGAGCAGUUUAUGGAGUACGGGGAAGACACCAACAAUGUGCCUUCGUUUGACCCUGAUAUGGCUCUAGAACACGGACUCGAAUUCCUGGCAGAUGGGAGCCAUGGGACCAUGCUUGACCAAAGCCCGGGACCAGAGAGUAGCAGCAGCAGCACAAGGGAUGCCAUGGAGACGGACAUACGAGAGUUGACAGAACUGAGUCUCCGAGCCCAUCGAAUCACAACAGAUGCCGGGACUCCUUCUACGGAUGAGCUGUUCGCGAUGACACAGUCGGCUCUGAAGGUUCUCGCGCGAAUCACCUCUACGGUACAGCAGCAGCAGCAGCAACAGCAGCAGCCCAACGAGGUCUCCGCCGUCCCCGGCAAUGGAGACCAGGACCCUCAACCCGCGGUGCAGCAUGGCCCCUGGAUGGCAAUCAGUCUUGUGCUACAAGCAGUCUCCGUGUGCGAGCAGAUCUACGAGAUGUUCGGCCACGCCUGCUCGGUGCUUCAAAGCGAGCUUGAGCCGGACGUCCAACACGGCAGCGGCAGCGGCAGCGGCAGUGACGCGAACGAUCACAGGAUGUCGGAUGCACGGGCCGUCAUGACUGUCGAGCUCAUAAACUACCUGUUCGAAAAGUUGAGCCGCGCCCAGAGACAGCUGCUCGCCGCCGCGUUGACCGCCGAUGACGCCUCCGCAAACAGCCUGGACGACAUGACCCCAGAAGACUCCAUCACGAGUCUCUCGGUACCAUCGGACGCAUUGUCGAGGUGCUCCACAAGCGUAAUACCGAUCCUGAGGGACAGAGCUCACGGGAAGCACCCGCAACUCCAGAAAUGUAUCCAGGCUAUCAGGGAUUUAACUCGGAACAAGGAUUGUAUAUGAGAAAGACACAUGCAUUGACCUUGGCUGGCAAAAGGAAAAAAAGGUGUUACGAGUUACAACCCAACAUUCUCUGGAGUUAUCAAAUAAUUAGAGUAAUAGAAUCGUCGUGGGAC